Messenger RNA from Prorocentrum cordatum, 1016 nucleotides. Lineage: Eukaryota; Dinophyceae; Prorocentrales; Prorocentraceae. The record is from the annotation of a GenBank genome assembly.
GCGUCCUCGAGCGGGUGGUUGCCAGCGCCGUGGUCCGGAAACCCGGCGCAUGGAGAGGCGCCGGCGGCCAGGCCGACGACCCCGGGGGCGCCCCCGACGGGGUUGGCGGGCAUUGCGCCAGCCGGGCCGCGGAGCUUGGCGACCGGGCAGCCCUUGACGAGCACAGCGACAUGGAUUUCGACCAGGGCCCCGAGGUUGGGGCCGCGUGCGCGCGGGCCCGCGCGGCCUCCGCGGCCUCGGGCGCGCCCUCGGCGGGCCUGGCAGCCAGCCCUGGCUUGCGCCUUUGCGGAGCGCCGCGCCGCGGCAGGGGAGUCGAUGAUUUUUCCAUGAAUUUUCUGAUUUGCCUGCCGGCGUGGGCUGAGGGGGCGCCAUGCGAGGGCGCGCAGUUCGACCUGGUUGGCCCCGUCGCUCCCGGCGGGGGCAAUGCCGCGGGCGAGCGCGCCGACCCUGGCGGCGACGGGGCACUUGCGGCUAGCCCAGCGAGGCCGGGGCCCUCGGCGAGCGCGGAGGAGACGGCGGCGAGGCCAGCGGGCAGCCACCGCCAGCCGGCGCAGCAGGGCGAGGCCGCCAUCGAGGGCGCGCGGCCAGCCCUGGCGGCAGUAGCACGGGCGAGCCGCCCGCCGCGCGACAGCGCGCCCUUGCGCCGGCGCGCGCGGCGACCGGGGUGCGCGCUCGGAGCCCGGCGGCGCAGGCGGAGGAGCCCGCCGCGGUCCGGCGGUGCGGCCGCAGGCCGAGGCGCCGCGAGGGGCCCCGGAGUGGCCCUCAGCGCCGCGGGCGUUGCGCCGCCGCCGCAGCCGCGGGGGGGGCCCCGCUUGGCCGAGGACCUGCACGGCUACGCGGCGCGCAACGUGCGCGGCGCCAACGCGGCCAAGCGGGCGGCGCCGCUGGGGCAGCCGCGCCAAGGCAACGGAGCGGGAGCGGCGGCGGAGCGGGAGCGGCGGCGAAGAAGCAACCGCAUCCGCGACGGCCUGCGCCCGACGACGGGCGGGCCCCUGCUUCAGCGGCCGCGGCCGUGA